AUGUGGUUCGCUUUGCUGUCGCUACUGGUCAUUGCCAUUUUUUUCGUUGUUGAUACUUUCAUCAGGACGCUUCGUCAUCCACGGUUCGACGGCCGGUCAGUUUUGGUUACCGGUUGUGAUUCGGGGUUCGGCGAGGAAUUGGCCAUUGCGCUAAGCGUCAAAAAUAUUCCGACCUUCGCCUCGUGCCUCACCGAGCAAGGCAUGAAAAAUCUGCGGUCGAAGAUUGGCGUUCGAAGUGCUGUCAGUGUCUUUCAGAUGGACAUCUGCGAUCAGCGUAGCGUCGACAACGGUUACAACUUUGUGAAGAAAACUCUUACGGAUAAAGAACUAUGGGCUGUAGUGAACAACGCAGGCGUGUCUGGUGCGGAGUUCUACGAUGACUGGAUGACUGUUGAAGACUAUAAGAACGUGAUGGAAGUCAACUUUUUUGGAACCGUUCGAAUAACGCAGUCGUUCAAACCGUUAAUUAAGAAAAGCAGAGGUAGAUUCGUCUUCAUGACAAGUGUUCUCGGUCGAGUGGCUGUUCCAAUGACUGGGCCUUAUUGUGCAUCAAAAUUCGCGCUCGAAGCGUACUGCGACAUCAUCAGGAGAGAAUUGAGUCCAUGGGGCGUGGGGAUAUACAUAUUAGAACCUGGCUUUUUCUGUACCGCUUUGACGGAUCCCAGAAGAAAACAACAUCAGUGGAAACAACGCGUCAAAGCUUUAGACGAAUCCAUUUUGGAUGAAUACGACGAAAACUUUAUAACACAAGGUUAUAAAGGUCAAGAAUUUCUACUGGAGAGUUUCUGCUGCAAAAAUACAUCGCUGGUGGUAGAAGCGUACAUGAAUGCGAUCACUGCUCGUUUCCCGAAAUAUCGCUGUUUUAUAGGACUUAACUCGAAAAUUAUCAUGCUUCCUUUCGCGUACUUCCCGUCGUUUAUAUCUGACCUGGCGACUUUCGUCAUCUACGGUUUUUCAUUUGGGAGAGUCAAACGGAAGAUCGACAAACAGAUAGAACUAAAUAAGCGCGAUUAA
Molecule: messenger RNA, 1014 nt
Organism: Soboliphyme baturini
Lineage: Eukaryota; Metazoa; Nematoda; Enoplea; Dioctophymatida; Soboliphymatidae
Source: the annotation of a GenBank genome assembly